AUGAAUCAUCAGCGCCGUCUGACGGAACGGAUCUGUUCGGCCGACGACGCCGUGGCCCUGAUCCAGGACGAGGACUCGGUUGUCUGUGGCGGGUUUGUGGGAGCCGCCCAUCCGGAAGCGCUGACGGCGGCUGUCGAGCGUCGGUUUCUCGCCGAGCAGGCGCCGCGGGAUCUGACUCUGGUAUACGGAGCAGGGCAGGGGGACGGGAAAUCGCGCGGACUGAAUCAUCUGGCCCAUGAAGGACUCGUCGCCCGCGUGAUCGGCGGCCACUGGAACCUGGUGCCGGGACUCGGACGUCUGGCGAUUGACAACAAAGUCCAGGCCUGGAAUUUCCCUCAGGGUGUGAUCUGCCAGCUGCUGCGAGACAUCGCCGCCGGCCGGCCUGGCUGUACCACUCAUGUGGGACUGGGAACAUUCAUCGACCCGAUCAACAGUGGUGGGAAACUCAACGACGUCACCACGGAAGAUCUGGUGGAACGCAUCGAGCUGAAUGGCAAGACGUGGCUGUUCUAUCGAUCGUUCCCCGUCAAUGUGGGUCUCAUCCGCGCGACGGCCGCUGAUCCAUCCGGCAAUCUGUCGAUGGACGAAGAAGCGGUGAUCGGAGAAGUUUUGCCGAUCGCCCAGGCGGUGCAUAACAACGGAGGUACGGUGAUCGCUCAGGUCAAACGUCUGCUGGACAAACCGCUGCCACCUCAGCAGGUUCGCGUUCCCGGAAUUCUGGUCCAUCGCGUUGUGAUCGCCAACGAAGGUGAGCACGAUCAGACGUUUGCUGAGGAGUUGAAUCCGUCGUACUUUUCGGCCGCCGCUGACGACGAACUCCUGCCGACGUUUGAUGAAACAGCGCCACUCGGCGCCCGCCGACUGAUUGCCGCACGGGCCUGUGAUGAACUAAAACCUGGCGAUAUCGCCAAUUUGGGAAUCGGCAUGCCGGAAGGAAUCGGGAUGGAAGCCGCUCGUCGCGGCAUCUAUCGCGACUUCACGCUGACCAUCGAAAGCGGUCCGAUUGGAGGCGUGCCGGCCGGUGGACUCAGCUUCGGAGCCUCGUCUUACCCGAACGCUGUGAUUGACCAGCCGUCGCUGUUUGAUUUCUACGACGGUGGCGGCCUGGACUUUGCCGCACUUGGCGCAGCGGAAGUCGACCGACACGGCAACGUCAAUGUGUCCCGGUUCGGGCAGUCGAUCGCGGGAGUCGGCGGCUUUGUGAAUAUCUCCCAGAAUGCCGGUCGACUGGUCUUCUGCGGCACGAUGACCGCUGGCGGCCUGGAGAUCUCGGUGGACGAUGGUCAGCUGAAGAUUCUGAAGGAGGGAAGCAGACAGAAGUUCGUCGAGGACGUCCAGCAGAUUUCAUUCAGCGGCGAACUGGCCCGCUCACUGAAUCGCGAUGUGCUGUUCGUGACCGAGCGAGCCGUCUUCCGGCUGAUGAAGGACGGUCUGGAGCUGAUCGAAGUGGCUCCGGGUAUCGACAUCGACAAUCAAAUUCUGCCAGUCAUGGGAUUCCGACCGAUCAUCAGCGAUGUGCACACGAUCCGAUCCGGCAUCUAUGAGACAGAUUCUUAA
This is a messenger RNA of Ostreobium quekettii, 1557 nucleotides long. NCBI's taxonomy places the organism in Eukaryota, Viridiplantae, Chlorophyta, Ulvophyceae, Bryopsidales, Ostreobiaceae. The record is from the annotation of a GenBank genome assembly.